Molecule: messenger RNA, 2959 nt
Organism: Paramisgurnus dabryanus
Lineage: Eukaryota; Metazoa; Chordata; Actinopteri; Cypriniformes; Cobitidae
Gene: alkbh5
Product: alkB homolog 5, RNA demethylase
Biological process (GO): mRNA processing; mRNA export from nucleus
Cellular component (GO): nucleus
Molecular function (GO): oxidative RNA demethylase activity
Source: RefSeq, a predicted model, not a curated record
CGCAGACGCAUGCGCAGUUCAUUUAACAGUUUUGGUUACACGAGUUUGUGUUCUCUACGCGGCUCUGUUUUGGCACCACCAUCAUAAUUAGCGUUUUUUUUUGAUACAUUGACACAGACCGAUCAGCGUACCGGAUACAACGACCUACAGGUUUGCGAAUAAAAUCAAGCUCUUGUAAUCCUAUGUCCAUCGGAAGUUAAUGGUGGCGUAGCUCAGCUCUGCUACGUGCUAAUGUUAUGGGACUGUACUACUGCAGGAUUUAGUGAUUGACAGACCGUUUAAAGCGCUACGUUAUAAAAUAAGUAAGGUUGGAUGUGAAAUGGCUCGAUUUUUGGUCCUUAUUGAUUAAUUUGCCUUUUAUUAAUUAAAAGGAAACGAGGAAGCGAGCUGCACUGCUCCGGCCCGAAGGAUCGCGAGCUGCGCAGCGUGUCUCUGGUCACGUCACGCACGUCUUCAGUGACCGACACUUAAUAUAUCAUGGGGACCUGAAGAUAUUUUCGCUUAAUAAUAACACUGUUAACCUAACCCAAAUUUGUCGAUUUGGUCUUGAAAAUGUCUGGAUUUACGGAUCUCCGGGAAAAGCUGAAGUCGAUGACACCUCACAGGGACAAUUCCAAAAAAGUUUUCUCGCACAGCAACGGCGAGAAGCGCAAAUACCGCUGGUCGGACGACGACGAGAGCGAUUACGAGGAACGUCGGGACGCGGAGGCACGCAAAGUUAAGAGCAGCAUAAAGCAGGCGAGUAUCUUCACGUCGGAGGAAUGCGCGCUCAUCGAGGCUAAGAUCGACGAAGUGGUUGCCAAGGCAGACAAGGGGCUCUACCGGGAGCACACAGUGGACCGGGCGCCCCUGCGGAACAAAUACUUCUUCGGCGAGGGCUACACGUACGGCUCCCAGUUGGAGAAGCGCGGCCCCGGGCAGGAGCGCUUGUACUCCAAAGGCGAGGUGGACGAGAUCCCGGACUGGGUGCACGAGAUGGUGAUCGAUAAGUUGAUCGCGAACGGCGUGAUACCGGAGGGCUUUGUCAACAGCGCGGUGAUCAACGACUACCAGCCCGGGGGUUGCAUCGUGUCCCACGUGGAUCCCAUUCAUAUCUUUGAACGGCCGAUCGUUUCCGUGUCGUUCUUCAGCGAUAGCGCGCUCUGCUUCGGAUGCAAGUUCCACUUCAAGCCCAUCCGCGUGUCCGAGCCCGUGCUACACCUACCUGUGCGGCGCGGGAGCGUCACUGUCCUCAGUGGCUAUGCGGCUGAUGAAAUCACACACUGCAUCCGCCCGCAGGACAUUAAAGAAAGAAGAGCUGUGAUCAUACUGAGAAAAACGAGACCGGAUGCCCCACGCGUAGACUCAAAUUCACAGAGCACACCCUUAGAGAGACGGCACAUCCUCAAAGCCAGACGCUCACAUCGCAAGGCCGACCCGGACGCUGCGCACAGGCCUCGUGUACUAGAGAUGGACAAAGAACUGCAGAGGCGUUCGCUGCCCUCACGUCAGAGACGUCACAGCGACGGUAGUUCAGAGAACUCCUUGAGAAGAGUCGAGGAGAGAGAGCCGAGCUCACGUUACUCACAUGACCACGCCCCUGCACGACGAGUCAAGAUGAGACGUCACUGACACGUUCAUUGCCCGAACUCGGGCGACUUUAAUCGCGCUUAAGGGGAGAUUUUUCCCCUUUGUGAGAGACAUUGUGCGGAGACCAUAUGAUGUUAUGCUUUACUUAUUAUUAAGAGGCUUGAUCUAUCUAUUUAGACAUAUCAAAACAUGUUACUUUAAGAUUGAGUGUAUUUUGUUGUGUGUAAAUGUUUGGAAUAAAGAAACAUUUAAACCAAUUACCAAUAAAAUCCCAUUUAAGUUUAUAUGCAAAAUCAAAUAAUUGGUUACAGUAGGUCGUAUGGAUAACAGUGUUAAACAAUAAUAUGUUUUUUUUGUCUUACAGGUAGAUUUUUGAGAGAAUGUUUGCGUUAAAUAAGUAUGAGGGAAAAUGUAAGCUUUGAGAAACACACAAGUUCAAUACUUUAGUAGUUGUGUGGUUCUUUACAUCAGCCAUUUUCAAUCGCUAAUGUUGACAAAUCUUAAAUGGCACGCAGUUGAAAGCAAAAAAUUAAAUAAAAUGUUUAGUUAAAUCACAUUGCGUAAUGUGUAUGUUAAAUUGCAUACAGUGGCUCGCUGCAUGUGUGCGGAGUGUAUGGUGGAUGUUUCACUAAAAUCUUAAAAAGAUUUUGAAAUGCAUGAUAAGCACAGUGUUUUUAACUAAAUGGCACAGUUAUGCAACUCUUUCAGCUGAAGGAUCUUUUUCUUUAUGUUAACAGCAACUUUACGCCAUGGUUUUUUAGGAUAACUAGUUGCAAUUUUUAUUUGAUAUUAGCCUGUAAUUGCCCUUUGCCAUUACGUGAAGGGUAAAUAACUGGUGUUCUUAUUGAUAUCCAUGCUGAUCCGUCCCUUUAUUUCGAAAGUAAGGAGUUGUUUUUUUUCUCGCAAACAUGGCAGCUGUCAUUCAGAACUUGUAAAAGGCCACCAUGAUGACAUUUUAUUUAUUUUUAUUUUUUAUGUAGUAGCCUAUACGGUUUGUUUUUGAGGUGGAUGGAAAUGAAAAAAAUUUUUUCGAGUCAAAUAAAAAUAAAAUAAAAUUUGAGUUUCGAGGUGGUAAAAGGUUAACAGGUAAAUUAAAACUUCAUGUCAUUGUACUUUGUAUUGCAUAGAUUGAGAGUAGACUUUGUUGAAAAGAAGAUUGAAUAAAAUAUUGAAAGAUUUAUGUUCCGUGUUUUCGAUCAGGGUUAAGAAAGUUUAUUGUUGUGGUGUUUUGUAACAACCUUUAAAUGCCAAAUCUCAAUUCUCCGCAAAACUGACUGUUAAUGUUUAUUUCACUUGAGUGAACUUUUGAGAAAUGUACUUUUUCCAGUUGUUUUGUAAAUACUAUAAAAAUCAUUAAAUGAUCACCCUAUAGUUCAUUUAAGGAACAUCA